This is a messenger RNA of Ostrea edulis (European flat oyster), 11131 nucleotides long. RefSeq lists its product as uncharacterized. The transcript is spliced from 20 exons. Lineage: Eukaryota; Metazoa; Mollusca; Bivalvia; Ostreida; Ostreidae. Bases 297 to 4271 code for a protein of 1324 amino acids. Gene Ontology annotation, molecular function: protein binding. Gene Ontology annotation, biological process: signal transduction. The record is from RefSeq and is a predicted model, not a curated record.
UAUGACUUCUUGGCUACAUGCCUCAAAUAACCUCUUGCAUAUUUAUAAUGGGAUUGUUUUAGCCAAUCAUAAAACCACAGAGCAGAUAAUAUCUAUAGAUAUCCGUUCAAAUUUGAUGUCGAUUUUGUUCUAAGUAUGUCACCAUUGUUGCGCCGCAUUUGACUUUCUAUUAUCAAAAUCAACAGAUGAAUAGAAUGAAGAUAUGUAAAGGAGGCUAAGAAGAAACCGUAGUCAUAUGAAUAGAAUGAAAAUAUGUAAAGGUGGCUAAGAAGAAACCGUGGUCAUAUGUGACACAGAUGAACUACGGAGGGUUUGGUUACGUAGCGGACUCAUGUCCCAGGAAUAGGACAGAAUUCACAGAUUCAGCAACUAGACUGAACUGUUCAGUGUAUGAGAAUGGACGCAGUCGAUAUGUAUGUGUCCCUAAUAUACAGAAAUCGGCCAUUGUUGAGUUCUGUAACAAAAACGCAGCUAGAGUUUUUAAACAAGGGAAUUGUUUGGAAGUUUCGGAUUAUGGAUUUCUACACCCUUCCAGCUGUCAGUCAUUCACAGAAGGAUGCCCCUCAGAAAAUUACACCACUACUGAACUGUUUAAGUAUCCCGCCUGUCAUCAGAUCGACUCAGAGAAUGGAUGUUAUUUGGCAGACCCAUCCUGUGAGAAUGAGUUAAUGAUAAUGAAAACGUUUAUGCUUGGAAGUUUGCUGAUUCUACUGGCCGUGUCAGGAGUGUUCAUUUGUUUGGCGGUUGUAGUGUGUCUUUUGUGGAGGUCAGCACGAAAUGAACAAGAACGUUUACGCUUGGAAGAUUUUCGUUUAUACUGGGAAGAACAAGAACGUUUACGCUUGGAAGCUGAAAUAAAGGAAAUACUGGGAGAAUAUGAUGUAUGGAAAACAUCGAUAUCAGACCAGUUCUCCUCCCUGUCUGAUGACGAGGUGUGCGUGUUAUUCUGUUUUCUGUGUUCUUACUCCGGUACCCCCAACUUUACUGAUACAGACUGGCUGAACAUUCUUAAUGAGAUACGAGAUAUGUACAUGUAUGAUGAGAACAGUGUAACAAGUGAGGAGGCACAGCGGACUCUGGACGGACUGAAGUCAUGUGGAUUUCUUUGGGAUCAGGACGGAGUAGACAUCACUGAGGACGUCAAGGACGAGACCAUGUACCGUGUUACAGAACGUGAUAUAGAACGUGAUAUAGAACGUAUAGAACGUCGUGUUUCACUACUCUACAUGUAUCAGUUAUACAGUUAUACUACAGCAGUGAGGUAUCUGAGAUCACACAGAUACACCAGGAAGUCUGGAGAGAAAUGUGUCAUUACUGACGGCCCGUACUUUGAUUCCUUACUCAUACGCCGUCUACAGAUGAACACACUGACCCACGUCACCAUGGAGGACACGAGUAUCUGUGAUGAAGUGUCACAGACAUUAUUUACUCCUCAAGGCAUUUUUAAACAAUCUAUUGACGACCGAGAGGAGCUUCUAAAUAAAUUGACACAGAGUGGGGAGUGUGUACAAUACAGAGCCGGAUCACAGGGCAGUGUACAACACGUCAAAUGGCUCUGGAGACUAGACCAUAAAGCGAGACCUGACAUCGUGAGAUCCUGUAUAGGUCUCCACCCACACUGUGAUAUUUACAUCAUCAACAACACGGCUUACAGAAAGCACAGUAAAUACCAUGACUACUCAACAAACGACAGAAUCAUGCUGUACUGCCUAUUAUUGGCUGAUGGUUAUAUGUUGAAUGUCAAAGAGGAUUCCUACCAAAGCAACUUCAAUAAGAUCAAAGAAAGGUAUUUUGGUGAAAAUACCACACCUGAUCAUGAGAUACGUGAACCUCUACCUGAUGGAAUCAUAAAAACACAGGACGAUGUAAUAACGUUUGUCUCUGACAACAUCCGCCAUGACGUCAUGUACGCGUUCGUUACGGAGUGUCUGGUGGAGGACAGUGAUCUGAAGUUUUUCCUGACCACGGCGUCACGUGACGUGAUAUCAGAAUACUGCCGGUUGUGGGAUUAUAAGAGGAGUGAGGGAGAGAGAUGUCUGUAUAUACCGAAGAAACCGGAUGAGAUGUACGAGCUGUUCAUAGACAGACUACAACUGGACAUCCUCACACACUGUACCGUGUCAGACUGGCGGAUUCAUUACAGUAUCAGUGAACGUUUGAAAAUACCUGAGGAAAUUCUCGAAUGGGACUAUGAUGCGCGAAGAAGAUACGCAGAAUGUGCCAAGAAAGGAACUCAAACAAUACACAGAGCUCGUGCAAUGAUAGUUGGAUGCGCAGGGGCUGGGAAAUCUACUCUGCUUAAACGUCUACAGAAACGAAGUCUGGAUGAAGUGAAACAGGUUCAGUCUACAGUUGGAUUAGAAGUACACGAAGACAUCUUUGAAAUUGCUCCGGAAUCUGAUUGUUUAAAAGACCUACCAGCUGACACGGGAAAAGAAGGGAAGCAACUCUUGAGUAUUUUAGACUUUGGUGGACAGUGUGCCUAUUAUGCGUGUCACCAGGUCUACCUCAGCAGAAGAGCCUUCUAUCUUCUUGUUCUCAACAUGUCUAAGAGAUUUGACGAGAAAGUUGACCCCUCACUCUGUGAACAGGAAGGGACCAUGUUUACUGACUGGACACACGGAGAAUACUUAUUGUUUUGGUUGAAGUCAGUACAUACCUACUGUGACAAUGACGCCCCAGUGAUCAUCGUUGGAACACAUCUAGAUCAAACCAAAGAACAGAAUCCCAACAAACUCUACAACAGCAUACAGGAUUACCUCAAACACGACCAAAAAAUGAGGUCACACUUAGCCAGAGAACGCUGCUUCGUUCUGGGUUUUAAGUCGGAUGGGUCAUCAUUCCAAGACACGCUUUCUGAACUAGAGAAGUGUAUGAUUUCAAUUGCUAAACAAGACAAAUGGAAAGAAAGCAUUCCUACAGAUUGGGCACUGUCUGAAGUCGUUCUCCGAAACCUCAGGCGACAGGGAGAGAGAAUGAUACCAGUAACAGAAUUUUUGAAGGAAUGUUUUGGUAACAUCAGAAAGAAAUACACACAAAUCAGAGAUAUCUUGAAAUUUUACCACGAUAUAGGUGUUAUACUACACUUUGACGAGGGUUCUCUUGCCGAAACUGUCAUCAUUAACAUCCAGUGGUUCGUUGAUUCCUUUAAGAACAUAAUAACCGAUCCAAACCAUGUCAGGGAUUUGGUCGAAGACAACCGCGAUUGGUUGGAGUUUAACGAAAACGGUCACAUAAAUGACAGUCUAUUGACCAAUAUUUGGAGGAGUUGGAACUUUGAAAUUGAUCCCCGUGACAAAUCAAACCUGUUACAGUACAUGGAACGUCUUGGUCUCAUUUUUAUUGGUGAUCAGACACAUUAUAUCCCUUGCAUGAACAAGAGGACAUUUGCUGUCGUACAAGAGGAAGGUUUGCAAUCGAUUGAAAGUAAAACAUCAGUAUUGGUCUUUCGAUUCCCUUUUCUGCCGUACUUCAUAUAUUUCCGUCUGAUUGUUGCUUGUUUGACAAAGACCAGAGGGGAAUGGAGAUUUCCAAAAGACGAGCACCUUCCUUUAUACAAAAAUCUGGCGUAUUUUGUCUAUAAGGAGCACACUGUUGCCCUUGCUGUGAAUAGAUGUUCCAUUCAACUUCAAGUUUUUCAACGCAACAAAAAUCCAAUCUCAAAAAAUGUCGCAUUGGAAAUCCGUGACGAUAUUAAGAGAUUGCUCAAUGAUCUAACCAGAAACUUUCACAAGGAAAUCAUGUACACUGUUGGAUAUCAAUGUUCAAAACAGGAAGUGUACCGUGAACAUGAUGACUGUUUUGUUGAAGAGAAAGAAAUUCACGGGAAAGGCGAGCAAACGUGCCCAAUACACGAAAUAGAAAAGCAUCAUACCGUAAUAGGAUCAAACCUCCUAUAUUAUUGGAAUAAGGAUGUUCAGAACAAACCAGCAAGCUUAUCCAUUGACGAGACAAACAUCACGGUUUUAUCUGAGAAAGAUCUGUCGAAGUUCAACAAGGUGAUUGGAAAUGAUAUGGAAUUGAUUGCCACCUGCUUGGGAUUAUCACAAGUGGAGAUAGAUAGAUUGAAGAGGGAAAAUCCUACUUCCAUGAGUACUGUGGUGCACAACAUCCUUCUCACAUGGAAACGCAAACGUGGUCCUGCAGCAACAUUAGAGAACUUGGAGAAAUCCCUACAGGACGCAGAAAGAGAUACUGGUGCAGGCGUGAACUGGGAUGUGUUUAAUCGAGCAAAGAAGGCUAUUCUGGAAAAAAAAGAAGAAAUGAACUGAUGCAGUAGAUACUACACUGUGAAGGCGGAAGUACGUAUGUAAAUAUGUUGUAGGUUGGUUAAUUCAAUAAUCAAUCUAAUUGAAUGACUGCAGUCUAGCAUUAUAGUGUAUAUAGUUUGAUCUUUUAUUUGUUUUUGCAAUAGAUUAUUAUAUGUAAAAAAAAAAAAAAAAAAAAAAAAAAAAAAAAAAAAAAGAGCAGUCAACAAGAAUGAUUGUGUAUAAUGGACGUUUUUACCAGCGAAUACAUCUGUAACUAAAUUAUUCGCAUUAUUAAUUGAUUGAAUAUUGUUUAACAUCCCUUUCGAAAAUAGUUCACUCAUUUAGAGACGUCGGCAAUGUCGGUGAAAUGUUAUACAAUUUAGGUCCAUGCUCGGCACUUACGGCCUUUGAGCAGGGAGUAAUCUUUUUUAGUGCCACAUCUGCUGUGACAGUGCCUCGGUUUUUGCGAUUUCGCGAUCUCAUCCGAAGGACCUCCCCAUUUUGUCGCUUCUUACGGCAAGCAAUGGAGUAUUGAGGAUCUAUUCUAACCCGGAUCCCCACGGGAUACACUAAAGUUUAAAGGUUGGGCUUCAAAAUCCUUUCGAAAUAUAGGCGUUUUAUUUACGACGCAGUCACAUAUUCGCAAGAAAUCGUUGCUAACUUUUUUUCCCUGUUUAAAACAUAGCAAAACUCAUUAUUCAAACAGGUGCCCGUUGUAAAUGUUAGUGUUAGGUACACUGUAUCUAUUUUACUAUUGAAUCUUGUAGUGUGUAGCUAGCUGAUGUCAAUCUAUUAUAGACAACAAUGUCGGUAUGUUUUGUUGUGGUGUACAUUAUGAUGCAUUAUGUUGUACAUUUAGAUCUUGAUAUUCGUAUGUAGUCCACACUGAGAGUAGUGAAAUACAAUGACCGGAAGCCAGAGCACUAGCAUCAUCAUUUCAAUUUUUUUUUAUAUGAAUGUUUGCAUUGGCCUUUUCUAGGAAUCAUAUGAUGAUCAAUGUAAGAUAUGCUUGCAUGUACAUUUGUCAAAGUAAAUGAAAGUUAGCAGAAAUUGCGUGUAAAUGUUUUCACUAAAUUUUAGUACUUGUAAAUAUAUUGAAUUGUCGAUAUAUGUAAGGAAAGUGGCAAAUUAUGUCUGUAUAUACAUGUACAUGCAAUUACUGAAUUGUUGUGUCUUGUUUUUGAUUUGUUUUGUUUGUAUUGAUUUUGGACACAUUUCUAGUUUAAAACUGAUGGUAGAAUGGUAGAGCUACAUUUGCCUUCGAAGUUACUACCGAACAAAUGCCUUUGCCAAUGAUAAAAUGUUUGUUAUUCAUGUACAGUUUAGAUAUUUAAUCCUUGCCUCAUAAUUGUUUUCUUUUAGUAGUUCAUCAUCUGUAGAGAAAACCAUAACCUAUUAGCAGACACAAAGUAGCAAACAAAAACAACAACAAAACAAAAACCCAAAAAUGCUUUCAAAUGUAUAGCGUAGUUUUCUUUAAACUAAUUGUUCCGUUUUAGGGUAAAAAUGUAGUAAAAUUGAAUAGCGUUUGAUUGGUCUCCAUUGAAUGAAAAUCUUGUCAUGGAUUUCUGAGGAUGUUAUUCGGAUUUAAUGUAAACUGUCUAUAUUCGGUUUUACAAACUGUCUAUAUUUGGUGUAAACUGUGUUUAUUCGGUGUAAACAUCUAUAUUCGGUGUAAGAUGUCUAUAUUCUGUUCAAACUAUCUCUAUUCAGUGUAGACAGUCUGUAUUCGGUGUAAACUGUAUAUAUUCGCUGUAAACUGUCUAUAUACCGUGUAAAUAUUGGAUAUUCGGUAUACACUGUCUGUAUUUGGUGUAAAUCAUGUAGUCUCACUUUUAAAGGCGUAUAUCUAUAUAGCAACAUAAAAGAGAUGUUUUAAGAAUUCAAAAAAUCCAUACACGCCUAUAAAGGUCAUCAAAUGGACUCCAAUUCUACAAAGGAACAUUCAGUAAAUAUAUCCUAAUUAAAGUACUUCUCAAGAGUCACCAUGAUUCAAUUGGAAUAUAUUGCAAACCUAUUUUAAUGUAUUCAUUAUCAAUAGCCAUCAGCACUCAAUAGAUUGUAUAUCAAAUACGCGAGAAAACAACAUAUGGAGUAAAUACAAGUUGAACACAGUAUGUACUCUUGGCUCUGACGAAUCCAUUGUUUUAUUUGUGUAUAUUAUAUAACACUCUUUGACAGUCACUCUUCCUUAGGAAGCACAAGAUUAAAACAUGUAGAGAACAGGGUUCAACAUUCACUGUAUAUUUAGUACCUUCACUUAGUCCAGCUAAAAAACUAAAAAUAAACACGUGUUACAGUAAUUAAUUUAAUAUGCAAGUAGCCGUAUGUAGUGGAUAAAAAACUAAAAAUAAACACGAGUUACAGUAAUCAAUUUAAUAUGCAAGUAGCCGUAUGUAGUGCAGAAAAAAGCUUUUAAAAUGCAAAGAGUUGUCUACCGUUUAGAUUCAAGUUUGUCAAACCUAUUUUGUGCUUAGUCACGGUGAGUUAGUGAUGAGUAUUUACUGUUUUACGGGAGGAAUUGACAUUUCUAGCAUGAGCUGUGAAGCUGAUUAGCUUCUUUUAUCUUUAUCUACAAGUUUGAUUAUAUAACAUAGCACUGAAACGUUUGUAGAUGUCACUACUAACAUUACCAUUUCAUUUUUUAUCCAAAUAGUUUGUUUAUUAUACAUGUAUAUAUUGGUGGGUUUUUGUUUUACAAAAUCGUUCAUUUUGUUUAUGUAUUUAUGUAUAUUGCAAGAAAAAUUGAUUUGUUUUGAAAAUGUUGUUUCCCCUGUAUAUGCAUGUUGAGCUUUUUUUCCAGGUUUGAUAACUUACUUUGAAUGUACAUGGUAAAGUGAAUUCUACUCAUUUUAUGAAAAAGGCGUAAACAAUGAAAACUUGUAUCGUUAUAUAAUGAGUAGAAAAUACCUUUAUUCUUUAAGAUUUGAUUUUAUUAAAUGUAUUUGAUUAUUGCAACCCAAAAUCUCCAAAAAGAUAUCAAUGUAUGAUCUUAGAUAUGUAUCACCUUAUAUAUUAAUGCAGGGGUAGAUCCAGGAUUUUAUUGUAACAGGGGGCUGAGGGUUCUAGCAUUAAUUUCGGUUUUCAAAAGGGGGAGUUCCACCCUCAAAAUGUGUUCUUUUUGCCAUUUAACACAUUUUCUGACAAAAAGGGGAAGCCCGACCUCUGGAUCCCUUUGGAUCAGCCCCUGCAAUGCAUGAUCUUAAAUAUUAAUUUGUGAUCUUAGAUAUCAAUGUGUGAUCUUAGAUAUCAAUAUAUAAUCUUCUAUAUCAUUAUAUGAUCCUAGAUGUCAAUGUAUGAUCUUAUAUAUCAAUGUAUUACUUUAAAUACCAAUGUAGGGUAUUGGAUAUCAAUGCAUGAUUUUAGAUAGCAGUAUAUAAUCUUACAAUGUAAAUAUCUUACUUUAAAUAUUUGUGUAUGACGUUAGAUAUCAAUGUAUAAUCUUAGAUAUCAAUGCUUAACAUUAGGUAUAAUUGUAUGAUUUUAAAUAUCAAUGUACGAUCUUAGAUAUCAAUGUACGGAUUCAACAUAUUAACGUGGGUAUCAGUGCACCUUAGAAAUCAAUGUAUCAUUAUAUUAGAUUUCAAUGUACGACCUUGUAUCAAUAUCUGACCUUAGAUAUCAAUUUACGAACAAAGAUAUCAACAUACAACUUUAGGCAUCAAUGUAUGUCCCAUGACACUGUAGAUAGCAGAUUUAUGAUCUUCGAUAUAUAUAUAUAUAUAUAUAUAUAUAUAUAUAUAAUUACUUUUCGCAAUGAUCGGUAAAAGUAUAGGUAAUUUUUUUUUAAAAAAGGAUACACGAAGACCUUUAGUAAAGCUAUAUAUAUAUAUAUAUAUAUAUAUAUAUAUAUAUAUAUAUGGACUCUAUAUAUCAAUUGAUAUCAACAUUUUUAUAUUAUAUUUUCAUAUAUGCAUGCCUUAAGUAAUUCAUCCAAGAAGUUUUAUUGUUCUUUCAUAGUACAACAAUACAUUACAUGCAGGGUAAACUGGUCAAAUUUCAACCAAGUACUUGAGUUUAGUUGACUUUGAGGGUCCGAGUAUUUAUUUUGUUCCAUCAUCACAUGGCCCCCACUUAUGUUCAGAUCUGGGAAUAAUUAACCAUUUAGUUUUCGCAGUUUCCUACGGAAAAUGUCCGAAACAACACAAAUGUAUCUACGAAAUAUAUGGCAAGAUACAAGUCAAUUAAUUUCAACCACAAUAGCAUUUAAUUCAGGGAUUCAAACUCAAAAUCAACAUAUUAUUAAAAUUUCAUUAGUACUUUAGUAUAUCAAAAUGAAUAUCUUUUAAUGGAUUGGGGUCAUCCAGCAAUGUAUUAAAUAAUGAUACAAAUCAAUAAGGCGAGGGUUCUGGAUUUGAAAUUGAAAUUCAGACAUUGCUUUUAAUAAGACAUUGGGAUAUAAUAAUGUAAGAUUGUUUCAUACUGUAAAAAUGCAGAACUCAUUAUUUUCUGAAUGUAUCUAGAAAUCCAAGAAUAUGACAGUAGAGUUAGAUCUAGCUACAGUUUGGAAUUCAAGUGGUGAAAUUUAUUCCUUUAAAGGAAAAGAAGUAGAGUGAUUUCGACCAAAUUCAAUUUGAUAACUGAAAUUUUCUUGGGGAAAAACACACGGAAAAGUAGCAGUGAUAUCUAAUUCUUGAAGUACUUGUAUAACAACUGUAGAAACAUAAUCAACAGAAUGAAACCUAUACCUUUGAUGUUAAAAUUGCUUGAAUGUUUCAUGUACAAGAUGUGAAUAUAAAUGUGAUAUCCAAAGACAAGUGUAUAAUGUGAAAGUCACUAUUUGAUCAAUUGAAAGCUUGAAAAACUGGAGUACAUGUAUUAGACCAAUUCAACUUAACUAGUAGAUUAUCAUCUGGGGUCACUAAAAAUAUGGGGCGAGUAGGGGAAUUUUAUUUUUUUAUUUCCCCGAAAAAAAAAAUGACAAAAGGCAUCACACAGAGUGUUAAUCAAGUAACAUUCAAAGAAUCCUUGGUAGAAGAUAUAAAAUCAACAUUCUGUAACUUUAAUCAUUCACUCACGUCACUGGGAAGCAAGUUAAUUUGAAAUCAUGAUUUCGCGAAAAUAAAAAAAAUGGGGUGGGCUCUUUUUUGAGGGGCGAGCGGGGAUGAUAAUCUAUCAAUUAUGCCCAACAAUUCAAACAAUAGUUUCUUAGCCACCACAGCAUCGGUUGAAAAGGUACCACGUUUUGAGUAUAUUUUUUUUUCCUAUUUGAUUUCUUUAAGUAGAUAAGAUAACUCGAUAUAUAUUUUUAUGUAAAACUUUCAUCAGGUUUUAAUAAAGUUGUAAGCAUAUUUUUAAUCAGAUAAUUGAAUGCAUGCUCGCUUGCGUGGAAAUGUUUAAGAAUACAGGGAAAAUAAAAUAAAAAAAAAAACAAACAUUGCCCGUUCAUCAAAUUCUGGACCUGUGAAACUAUUGAUUAUUUGUUUCGGCCUUAGUCAGAACGGGAUCAGAUAUACAUUCCAGGAUGUGAUGCCUUUGUCACUAUUUUUAAUCAUCCAUGGUACAUAUCAUAUUAGGCUUUUUCAGCGAGGGUCGAAAUUGACCUACUUGUCGAAAUUUGACUAGUUUACCCUUACAAUAACACUGUAAAUCCUGUUACAAGAAUAUUUAACAUUAAUUCAUCGAUUUAUAUGCACAAUGUAUGAUUGUUAAUUUUGGAGAUAUCGCGAAGAUACAGCAUGUGGCCAUGGUCGAUCAAUCAAUAUACAGGGCUCGAAAUUAUUUUAUUCAAAGGUCAGUUGGGCUAUCAUUUUUAUUUUUUACUGGUCCAUUGAUAAAUUUUACAGUCCCUUAGGACUAUUAAAUAAGAAAACAUUUUUCCUAAAUUUCAUAAUGAUGAAACAUUUUCAUGAUUAGGCCCAGUUUAUUGUUUAUUCAAGCUGCCAUUGUAACCAGCAAAAUCUCAAAAUUUGGUAUUUACAAUGAUUUAGAUGAAAAUACUUUGAAAUUCACUAUUUAUUUUACAAAAUUUCUCUGAAUGCCUUUAAAUACGAAAAAUCUAAAGACACCUGAAAAAUUAGUAUCUUUAUAGUAUUACAUGUAUAUUAAUUUAAUUUCAUUUCUGACAUAGCUAAAGCGACCAAACAAAACAUUGCCAAACUAGGCUAAAAAUAGAUGUAAUUACCAAACAAUCAAUCGAGUACAUUUUGGCUUUUUGCCCUGAAUAGUUGGAAAAGAUAUUAUUCUAUCUGAAGAAAAGUUUAAUCUUAAUCAGAGCCCCUCCUGUGACCUUUACGUCACCCUUUUGUGUGAAUGCAGAGGAAUUGUCGGAGGAUUGCUGACUGUAUAUAUAUACUUCACUUACAAACCUGCGUGGAUUUAUUUACAUUGCGUUACUUCAUAGUACAAUUUAACAAGAGUGAAAUCAAGAAAUUAUAUUUUGCAUGCGAUAAAACCUGCAUUCCAUCAUCUAAUAUUGACUAACACGAUCAAUGAGGAAUUUUGAUAAGUAUUUAAAUUCACUACCGUAGUCCCAAAGGCACAUACUCUUUACAAAGCACUAGCCAAAAUCUAUAAUUUACUGGUCCCAGACCAGUAAUUACUUCGAGCUCUGAAUAUGACAUCGAAACAAUGGGAAAUGUCAAAACUUUAUUACAAUACAAAAUGGCUCACAUGCUUGCUUUGAUAUUCAUGUUUUUGUUCUAAAAUUCAAGGAUUUACAAGUCACUAAUAAACGUAUAUAAUCAUAAAUUGUCUUAAUUAUUUCAAUGAUGUCUGUGGUCUGGUUGUCGAGGUCUUGGAGCGGAUUUUAUGAUGUCGUCCACACGUAGAAUCAUUUCUGCAGCCUCUGAUGCACUCAUUAAUACUUGGCGCUUCACUUGAAAGGAUUCAGUGAUUCCACGCUUCUCCAUGUCUCCUACUUCACCUUCAACCAUAUCUAA